CCUCCAUUGCUAUAAUUAAUUACCUCCCCCCAAUCCCCGUCUCUACUCCGGAAACCAAACGAACGGUCUACUUCGAGGGAGUUUUGGUCGAUCUUCCUUUUCUCCAGUGACUUCACCCUGAUCAUCUUGUACAUUCAUCUUGUAUCCUACUACUCCCUACUCCCUCCUACUCGCUCAACCCUGGUACACGACUUGUACAUAUAUCUGAUAGAUCUACCGACAAGACCACCACUACCACUACCACCACCACACUACUCCAUUCACAUCCAAAGAUGUUAACUUCCUCUUCAUCCACCGAGUCGACCUCCUCGUCUUCUGGCAGUCCUAUCUCUCAACAUGCCCCCACUCAAGUCUGGCCGACAAUCCCCCGGCGCCGCCCCGUCGAACAGCACAAGUAUCAACAGCGCUACUACUCCACCCCAAUGAGGCACGACUCCCCCGACUCAACCCCGUUACACAUGUACGGACUCGAACAGCGCGAACCCUCCAUCAUGGAGCGCCCCGCCAACAACAAGCUCCUGCGCCGCUUUUCGCACGCCCUCGACGAUAUCAAGGAGGAUCUGACCCUGCAGAUCGACUCGCGCACGACGGCAGAGCGCAGUCGCACCAAACGGCGCCAGUCGAGCGUCAUGUUCGACGGGACCGGCUCCGAGCGCGCCUCCAGCGCCGGCUCCUUCACCGAAGACACUCCCCAGCCGCCGUUCGGCCGGCCCAAAUCCAUCCUCUCGCUCGAAGCCUGGACCCCGCCCGCCCGCCGCUUCAGUCGCCGUCUAUCCAUGUUCCGUUUUACCUCGCAGCGUCGGAAGUUCGAGCCUGGCCAGGGCGCCAGUAUCUCGCAGCCGAAUCUGAUCGGCGCGUCGACGCAGAUUUAGCCACCUCGACCACCACCAAACACUGAGGGUGCUCCCGUCCGUCUCUCCGGAGAGAUAGGAGAGAUACCUUGGUGCCUUGCAUGUCCUCCUCCGAUGCAGCAGCGUCUUGCAGAUGAAGCAGGGGGGGAGAGAGGAUCGACAGGACUCGAACACAUCACAUGCGGGAACACCAACAACUCACAUAUGCUCCAUUCAUUCAUGGGAGCAUUGUCUGG
Aspergillus candidus is the source of this 1087-nucleotide messenger RNA. RefSeq lists its product as uncharacterized. Bases 273 to 872 code for a protein of 199 amino acids. Lineage: Eukaryota; Fungi; Ascomycota; Eurotiomycetes; Eurotiales; Aspergillaceae. The record is from RefSeq and is a predicted model, not a curated record. The transcript has a single exon.